This is a messenger RNA of Neolamprologus brichardi, 10110 nucleotides long. RefSeq names its product RAN binding protein 2 (gene ranbp2). NCBI's taxonomy places the organism in Eukaryota, Metazoa, Chordata, Actinopteri, Cichliformes, Cichlidae. Gene Ontology annotation, cellular component: cytoplasm; nuclear pore. Gene Ontology annotation, molecular function: protein binding; GTPase activator activity; peptidyl-prolyl cis-trans isomerase activity. Gene Ontology annotation, biological process: protein peptidyl-prolyl isomerization; NLS-bearing protein import into nucleus. The record is from RefSeq and is a predicted model, not a curated record.
UUUGACGGCAUUGAGACUGCGCAAUACCAUCAUGGGGAGUUUACGUCAGGCGAGCUGAUGUUCGCGUCAGUUUUGUUUUAAAUAUUUAGUGAAUUUCUGGUUUUCUAUGUGUCACAUUCAGCCGCUGUAGAAGCCCCUGAACUUGGAAGCUAUGCGGCGAAGUAAGGCUGAAGUGGACCGUUACGUUUCCUCUGUACAGAGUUCCUCUCCCUCACUCAAAGAGAAGCCAGUCAAAGGGUUUUUAUUUGCUAAAUUGUACUUUGAAGCAAAGGAAUAUGAUCUUGCAAAAAGGCAUGUGUCAGACUAUCUCAAGGUCCAAGAGAGGGAUCCUAAAGCACACAAGUUCCUUGGACAGCUCUACGAGAGAGAGGGAGAUAUCAACAAAGCAGUUGGAUGUUACAAGCGGUCGGUGGAUUUGAAUCCAGCCCAGAAAGACCUGGUGCUGAAGGUUGCAGAGCUGCUUGUCAGUAAGCAGGAGUGUGACAGCAGGGCAGAGUUUUGGGUGGAGAAAGCUGCAAAGUUGCUACCAGGAAACCCAGCGGUUUUCAACCUUAAGGAGCGCCUGUUGAGUCGUCAGGGUCAGCAGGGUUGGAACCAGUUGUUCGACCUCCUUCAGACCGAGCUGGCAGCGCGGCCGGCUGACGCCCACGUGAACGUGAAGUUGGUUCAGCUGUUCCGUCAGGAUGGCCGGCUGGAAGAGGCUGUUAAACACUGCCUGGCUGCUGAGAAAAGAGCCAUGCUGCGCAACAGUCUGGACUGGUACACUGAGGUGGUGUGCACACUGAAGGAGUACCUGGAUCAGCUCAGCAAUGAGAAGAUGAGUCGAUGUAUUCAGAGAGAGCUGUUGUUGGCCCGCUGCAGCCUGCUGAGAAUCACACUAUCUGAAAGCAGCGUGCAGCCAAGUGUAGAUGCACUUAGAGAGUUUGACCAAGCUAUGCAGGAAGUGAGCAGCGUUGCAGGCCACAGUGCAGACGAGCUCCUUGAGGUGUUUGUGGAGAUGAGAGGGCACCUCUACCUGCAUGCAGGCACGCUGCUGCUUAAGCUGGCUCAGGAUCGCCAACAAACCUGGAGGGCUGUUCGUGACCUGGCUGCACUGUGCUACCUACUGGCAUAUCAGGUCCCCAGACCAAAGACAAAAGUGACCAAAAGAGAUCAGACUGCCCCACAGCUUCUGGAGCUGCUGGCGAAUGACCGACAGAGCCAGGCCGGCCACAUGUUGUUCAAUCUGAGUACAGAUUCAUCUGCCUUGAUCAGUGAGGUGGUGGAAGCUUUCGGAAACCGGAGUGGUCAGGACUCCCUGUUUAACCUCCUGCGGGGUCCGCAGGCCUCUGCUGGAUUAUCUUUUAUCGCCAAUGAUGACAUUCAUUCCCUUACUGCCAUGGCUCCAGAGCUCUCUCAAAUGGCCAAAUGGGACACUGGCUCCAUCUUGCUCCACAGUGGUCAGUUGCAACAUCUGAGCUGGUUGGGACUCCAGUGGAACUUUCUGGACCAAAGACCACCGCUGCGGGAAUGGUUGCAGCAGCUCUUUCCUCGGCUUAUGCUGGAAACCUCUAAACUAGAUACCAAUGCGCCAGAGUCAAUCUGCCUGCUGGACCUAGAGGUGUUUCUAUAUGGUGUGGUGUUCUGUAGCCACUGUCAGCUUCAGAGGAUGGCAAAGAUCAAUGCUGGAGUCAAUCAGUCACAACAACAGCUCUUUGAGCCUCGUUGCCUCCCUCUUCCUCUCCUCCGCCUCUUGACCACUGACAGACAGAGGGAGUGGUGGGAUGCCAUCUACAGCCUCAUUCACAAGCGAGCAGCACCUGGUGUGUCAGGAAAGCUACGAAUGAUUGUGCAGCAUGGGCUGAGCACAUUGAGAGCUGGAGAAAAACAUGGGCUUCAACCAGCACUGGUCAUCCACUGGGCUCACUGUCUUAGCCAGACGGGGGAUGGAGUGAACUCCUACUAUGACCAGAAGGAGUACAUUGGCCGCAGUGUCCACUACUGGAAAGUUGCCCUUCCACUGCUGGAGAAGAUCAAAAACAGACGCAGUAUACCAGAACCUCUUGACCCUCUCUUUAUACACUUUCCCUCCAAAGAUAUUCAGAUUUCUUCUGUGAAAAGUUAUGAAGAGGAAGCAAGGAUAGCAUAUGCAGUUCUUCUUGACAUUGAAGGGAAAACAGAGGAGGCCAUUUCUACCUUGGAAAGCAUCAAUAACAUGUCCUCCAUCUGGCAUUUAGCUCAGAUCUAUCAGCGGCUGUCAGAAGAGGCCAGCAACGGUGUUGAGGAGACUCAAGAUAGGUGCAUCAUGUUCUUGAGAAAGUUCAGGGCAUACCUGUCAAAGAUCUACAGCGCCAAUGCAGAUGACAUUGAAAAGCUGCCUGUGUCUAUGGAGGAAGUUGUGGACCUCCUAAAUGAUGUGAACCAGCAGCUGGGGGAGAACGGGGAGGUCAUGGAUGAAGAGGAUGAGAAGGAAGAGGGGGGCCUAAGAGGACCAGCCCACUCCAGCCCUGCUCAUCUCGGCGAAACUAGUGCAACCAUAUCCCACAUUAAGUUCUCCACUCCCUCUCCAAACAAAAGCAUUGUUUCUCCUUCAAAAAGACUGAUUUCUCCCAAAACACAACCUCAUUGGGUGGAGGACCAGAAGAGUCUUCUUCAGAUGUUGUGUCAGCAAGUAGAAGCCCUUAAGAACGAGGUUCAUGAUCUGAGACACAACUCAUCAGGCACUACAGUUUCUCCUCACCAUAAAAUGUAUGGCGAGACUUACGGGGCUGAGGGUCUGCAGGAACCAUUUACCCCGGUUCAGUCCUAUCAUGGAGCCCCCCUAACAGUUGCCACCACAGGCCCCUCUGUGUACUACAAUCAGUCACAAGCUUACAACUCUCAGUAUCUCUUGCGCACAGCAGCAAAUGUAACCCCCACCAAGACCCCAAUGUAUGGCGUAAACCGCAUGCCACCUCAGCAGCAUAUGUAUGCCUACCAGCAGCCCACGCAUACACCUCCACUGCAGACAGCCCCAGCCUGCAUCUACCCUCCUCAAGAACAAGUCUUUGGUGCACCUCUGCGGUUUGAAUCACCAGCCACAAGUCUUCUUUCACCCUAUGGUGAAGAUUUUUAUGGCCAGAGUGUUACCCAACAAACCAGUAACCCUACCUUACCUGAACCUGGCUAUUUCACCAAGCCACCUGUAGUCCCAGUUCAACAACCAAAGAACAUUGAGGGAAAGCCCAUGGACUUUGGAAAGCUCUCCUUCAGCCAGCAGGCACCCGCUGAAGUCCCCAGAGUGCCUAGUUUUGGUACAGGUGUAACUGCCCAGUCAACACCCUCACCUGCUUUUAAAUUCAACUCCAAUUUUAAAUCCAAUGAUGGUGAUUUUACAUUCUCAGCUUCUCAAAAUAAGCACAGUGAAAGUUUGCUUGGCCUUCUCACAUCAGACAUUCCCAGUAAAACAGACACCGUUCCAGAGAAACCACAAACUCAGGAGCAGCCCACCACCCAAACGGGCAUCUUCACCUUUGGAAACAAAAAUGUUACCAGCUUUUCAUUUGUUGAUUCUGCACAGAGCACAGCCACUGGAGGCCUGUUUGGGAAAGUGGAUCAACCAUUUCAAUUUGGGGACAUGUCCAAGCCAGCGUUUGGAAUGUCAAAGCCUACAGCAGAGCAGGAACGGGCAGUGGAGAGUGACAAUGAUAGUACUCAUGCUGAGGAGGAUGAAGAUGGGCCUCACUUUGAACCUAUUGUCCCUCUUCCCGAUAAGGUAGAUGUGAAAACAGGUGAGGAAGAAGAGGAAGAGAUUUUCUGCACAAGGGCAAAAUUGUAUCGAUUUGACACAGAGGCAAAAGAGUGGAAGGAACGGGGCAUCGGCAAUGUUAAAAUCUUAAAACACAGCACUAAAGGCAAGGUCCGCCUCUUAAUGAGAAGGGAACAGGUCCUUAAGAUCUGUGCAAAUCACUACAUAACACCUGAUAUGUUGUUGAAACCAAAUGCCGGCUCUGAUAAAUCUUGGGUAUGGAAUGCUAUUGAUUAUGCAGAUGAGGAGCCUAAACCUGAACAGCUGGCCAUCCGUUUCAAAACUGUAGAUGAGGCAGCACUUUUCAAAGCCAAGUUUGAGGAAGCCCAGAAGAUUGUACUCAAAUCACUUGACAAGACAAAUCAACAGGAGAGGAAAGAAAAAAACGUGAAAGAUUCUGAAUCGAUUGCAGCCCAGUUUGCACUGAAAGAAGGAGAAUGGGAAUGCUCUGUGUGCUGUGUAAGAAAUAAACCCACAGAUGUACGGUGUGUAUCCUGUCAAAGCCCUAAUCCCAAUGCCUCUUCAAAGCCAGACAUUCAGGCUGCUGGGGAAGUUAAACCUAGUUCUUUUACGUUCAAAUUUGGCACUGAUUCAGCAAAACCAAGUAGUUCUGGCUCCACAUUUACUGGAUUUGGUGGUUUUGGAUCUUCUGUAGCCUCUUCAUUCACAUUCGGUCUCAGCUCCUCAAAACCUGCAGACACUGGUUCCAGUACAUUUGGUGGCUUUGGAGCCCUACUUACCAGCAAACCAGGGCAGUGGGACUGUGAAUCAUGUUCUAUAAAAAAUGAGGCUAAUGUAGACAGUUGUGUUUCUUGCAAAGCUCUUAAACCCUCGGCUAAAACAGCUGCCGCAGCACAAGCUGCACCAGCUGCUGGUGCACCUGCAGCACAACCCGUUCUGUCCAGUGUUGACUCUGUUGGGGUUGCUGCCAAGUUUAGUAAGAAGCCUGGACAGUGGGAUUGUGAUGUGUGUGAAGUAAGAAAUGAAGCCUCUGCUGGUAAAUGUGUAUCCUGUGGAAGUCCAAACCCUGCUGCUAAGCCAACAGAGGGGGCUUCAUUAGGGUCAAAUCUUCCAACAGUGUCGGGACCACAAGCUGAUUUUGCAAAGAAAGAUGGGCAGUGGGAUUGCAAUGCCUGUCUGGUCAGAAAUGAUGCAUCAGCUGCUGAAUGUGUUUCCUGCAAAGCUCCAAAUGAGAAUGCAUCUUUAGCAGCUAGAUUUGGUAAGAAGGAUGGAGAAUGGGACUGCAACACUUGUCUCGUGAGAAACGAAGCCUCUGCUGAUAAAUGUGUGUCCUGUCAGACCCUAAAUCCUAACGCUAAAAGCACAAGCAGCACUAGUUCCUCAUCGUCCUCCUCAAAAUUUACCUUUGGAACAAAGAGUUCGUCAAGUCAGCCUGCUGGAACUGGAUUUACAAUACCUUUUGUAAGUGGGGGCACCUUUCAGUUUGGUCAGAGCAAAGAUAAAAGCUCACCUGCUUCUUUCAAAUUUGAAGCUCCCCAGACUGGAUCUAGUACAAUCAGUUCGUCAAGCUUCUCUUUUUCAAUGCCCAUUGGGCCUGGUGGCUUCAAGUUUGGUGUUCAAGACCCUCCAAAAGAAUCCCCUUCAAAUGAUAAUCAGACUCAAACUGGGUCAGCCUCCAGUAUGCUCAAAAGUAUAGCUGACAAGCACAAGGAGAAAGAAACUGUUUCUACACCCUCAGUAGAGGAAACAGAGGAAGAACAAAAUCCAUUAAUAUCUGGAAAAGCAAAUACGUUCAGUUUUGCAGACUUGGCUAAAUCUGCUGGAGGAAACUUUCAGUUUGGCACAAAAGAUCCAGAAUUCAAAGGUUUUUCUGGAGCUGGUGAGCAGUUGUUCACAUCAUUCCAAGCAACCCCCACCAAGACAGAAGCCUCAAAUGAACUGGAGGAUGAUGAUAUGUAUAAAACAGAGGAAAAUGAUGACAUCCAGUUUGAACCAGUGAUCCAGAUGCCUGAGAAGGUGGACCUGGUAACUGGGGAGGAGGAUGAACAGGUUCUUUACUCCCAGCGUGUCAAACUGUUUAGAUUUGAUGUGGGUACCAGUCAAUGGAAAGAGCGUGGUGUGGGAGUUCUCAAAUUCCUGAAAAACACUACAAAUGGUCGGCUAAGGGUGCUGAUGAGAAGGGAACAAGUUCUCAAGGUUUGUGCCAACCACUGGAUCACCACCACCAUGAACCUUAAACCCCUGGCAGGCUCAGACAAAGCCUGGAUUUGGUUGGCCAAUGACUUCUCUGAUGGAGAUGCUAAACUCGAACAGUUAGCUGCCAAGUUUAAAAGCCCUGAGCUUGCUCAGGAGUUUAAGGAAAAGUUUGAAGAGUGUCAGAGGCUUCUCUUGGACAUCCCUUUACAAACCCCCCACAAGCUGGUUGACACAGGUAGAACAGCACACCUCAUUCAGAAGGCAGAGGAAAUGAAGUCUGGUUUGAAAGACCUGAAAUCAUUUUUGACUGACGAGAAAACAAAGAUAAAAGACAAUGACACACAGGGAGAUAUUGCAACAGCUGGUGACAUUUCAAGCCUUGUAAUCAAGCCCCAAGGUGACACCACCGGCCCUACCUUGGAGUGGGACAACUACGACCUCAGAGAAGAUGCUUUAGAUGACACGGCUGACUCGUCCGUCUAUGCCUCCCCUCUUGCCAGCAGCCCCCUGAGAAAGAACCUAUUCCGCUUCGGGGAAUCCACUGGUGGGUUCAGCUUUAGCUUUCAACCUGGCAUCAGCCCCUCAAAGUCUCCUGCUAAGCUCAACCAGAGCAGAGCUUCAGUGGGUACUGAUGAUGAGCAGGAUGUCACCCAGGAUGAAGAGCGGGACGGCCAGUACUUUGAACCUGUGGUCCCCUUGCCAGAUUUGGUGGAGACUUCUACAGGAGAGGAAAAUGAGCAGGUGGUCUUCAGUCACAGAGCCAAACUAUAUCGCUAUGAUAAAGAGUCAAAACAGUGGAAGGAGAGAGGAAUUGGAGACCUCAAGAUCUUGCAGAAUUAUAACAACAAACGAGCGAGGUUGGUAAUGAGAAGGGAUCAGGUGCUGAAGAUCUGUGCCAACCACUGGAUUAGUCCAAUCAUGAAGCUGGAACCUAUGAAGGGUGCAGAGAAGGCCUGGGUCUGGAGUGCUUUGGACUUUGCUGAGGAAGGAGAGGGCAAGCUUGAGCAGCUGGCUGUGAGAUUCAAGCUGCAAGAAACCGCAAAUACAUUCAAACAAGUCUUUGAGGAAGCCAAUGUUUCUCAGGGAAAAAAAGAACUCAUGACUCCAGUGACAUCUAGAGUGGUUGCACCACAAGACAGUGGAACACCAGGAUCUGCAAAGACCACUCCAGCUGUAUGUGGCAAAGCAGCCAUUGCCGUUCUUGAAGAGACAACUAAGGAACGUACUGAGCUUCCUACAGACACUGGAUCAAAUGCAUCUGCGUCACACAGUCCUGUCAAUCCCGGAAAGACUGUGGUGUCUCCCCCAAAGUUUGUUUUUGGCACUGAUACCCUUCAGAAGAUUUUUGGCUCUCCUAAAUCUCAUUCUGAACCUGAGCAAUCUACAGCAUCUGGUUUGAAAGCCAACGACUCUGGUUAUACUGCCAAGACUUCACUUCAAGUUCCUGCAUUCAAAAUCCCAGAGAAAGGGCUGGAUUUUAGGCUUUUCAAAGAUAACCCAAUGGCUUUUUGGACCAGCUCAUCAACCACCCAAUUUGAACCCCCAGGAUCCCCUCAGGCAGAGGGAAGCAGUGCUGGGUCGGAUGAGGAUUCGGAGGUGGAGAUUGUGUACGUCAGAGAACCCACAGCUGAGCAGGCAGCUUUAGCUAGGAAGCUCCAGCUGCCCAUCACCUUCUUCUGCUACAAGAAUGAACCAGGCUACAUCAGUGAUAACGAAACUGAUGAUGAAGACUACGAAUCAGCAGUGAAGGCCUUGAAUGGAAAGCUCUACCCUGAUCCUCCUGAGAAGAACGCUGCAGCUUGUGGUGAUGAGUCAGACUGUCAAGUGGUUUGGGAGAAGAAGCCAACACCAGAGGAGGAGAAAAAAGCCAAAAGCCUCCAGCUUCCACCCACCUUCUUCUGUGGCCUGAGCACCACGGACAGCGACCCGGACCAGGAUAAGCCUGAGGACUUUGAGACAGAAGUCCGCAAAGUACAUGAAGUCCUGGUUGCUCAGUUAGACAAAUCUAACGAAGCCUCCAGCAGUCCUGCUGUGACCCCUGAAAUGCCAGCAUCAGGGCCAUCAUCCAGCAGAGCAGAGGCUGCCGACAGCACAUCUACAGCAGACAAACAGACCACAGCAACUCCAAGCAGCAGCUCUCCCAUUGACCUCUCAACUAAGAAGAGUGUCGAGCUGGAGUCCAACACUGAGAGUAAACCUGCAUCUUUGACUGCUACAACAAGUGGAGACCUCUCCACCUUUGGCUUCAAUGCAUCUGGCUUUUCUUUUGCCGAGUUGGCCAAAAAUACAGAUGGAUUUGCAUUCGGAUCAAAAGAUGCUAAUUUCUCAUGGGCAAAUGCUGGAGCAACAGUGUUUGGAUCUGCAGUGACCUCUCAGCCUAAAACCAAUGCUGAUGAGGAGGGAAGUGAUGAAGAAGAAGGAGCUCCUAAAAAUGUGGACAUUCACUUUGAGCCCAUAGUAUCUCUGCCCGAGGUGGAGACAAAGUCUGGAGAGGAGGACGAGGAGAUCCUGUUCAAGGAGCGCGCCAAACUGUAUCGAUGGGACCGGGAUAUCGGCCAGUGGAAGGAGCGCGGCAUCGGUGACAUCAAGAUCCUCUUCCACCCAACCAAACAUUUCUACCGAAUCCUGAUGAGAAGAGAACAGGUGCUGCGGGUUUGCGCCAACCACAACAUCUCAGAGGCGAUGGAGCUCAAACCCAUGAACGCCUCAGCAAACGCACUGAUCUGGACUGCCACUGAUUACUCAGAUGGCGAAGGUGUGAUUGAGCAGCUGGCGGCCAAGUUCAAAACCCCUGAAAUAGCCGAAUCCUUCAAAAAGACCUUCUGCGAGUGUCAGAACCGGAUGGGCCAAAUUGAUGGUGAUGCUUCGUCUCUGUGCUCGCCACAGAUGUCCAGAAUUCAGGAGCACUCCAGAGACACUAACCCACGGGUGUUCCUCAAGCUGGCAGCUGAUGGCCAACCUCUGGGCACAAUCACUAUAGAGCUGUUCUCACAUAUUGUACCCAAAACUGCAGAGAACUUCAGAGCUCUCUGCACUGGUGAGAAAGGCUUCGGGCUGCGGGACUCCAUCUUCCACAGGAUCAUACCAGAUUUCAUGUGUCAGGGUGGUGACAUUACCAAGAAUAACGGCACAGGAGGCAAGUCCAUUUACGGCGACAAGUUUGAGGAUGAGAACUUUGACGUCCGGCACACAGGCCCGGGCAUCCUGUCAAUGGCAAAUCGCGGGCGCGACACCAACAACUCGCAGUUCUUCAUAACCCUGAAGAAAGCCGAACACCUGGACUUCAAACAUGUGGCUUUUGGCUGGGUUCGGGAUGGCAUGGAUGUGGUGCAGCAGAUGGGAGAGCUGGGCUCAAAGGCAGGCAAUCCCACAAAGAAGAUCAUCAUCACAGACUGCGGACAGCUGUAGCGUUUUAAUGUUAAGAUGAAGCUUUACGGCUUGGUGUAGGUUAUUAAGUUAAGAUCAGCUGAGACUCUGGAUGAGAGCAGUGUGUACCCUGUGCAGUACUUACAUUCCUGCUAAAACGGAAUCUUUAGUCACAAGGCACCGAUCAAAGGGCUGCUGGUUAAGUUGUUCGUCACAGAAACUUGUCCACAGUAGCCUUGAAUUAGAUAUUCUUUCACUGUCCUGGCACAUUCACAAAAACAGAAGUGAGUUGGUAAAGGAGUGGAGGCUUUUGGAACAAAUGUUGUAAACUUUUGCACUUGCGUCUUUAUCAUCUGUCAAUAAAUUCUCGUGUGUAUUUUGUGUGUAUAAAUGUACAUGGACUAUUUUUUUUUCUUUUUCUAAAUGUUUGUUCCUCCUUUUUGUCUUGCAUGUGCUCUGUUUCAAUGCAGUUGUUCCCUCCAUGAGCUCCACUCUGGUAUUUUUUUCCCCCUUUUUGAACAAGUCUUAAGCCACUGCUCCCCUGCCUUUUCCUCCAAAUGCUGCCUCCCUGUACUUUUAACUGUUGGGUGCCCAGAGGAUUUUUUUCUGUUUCAAUUGAUUCCACAAUGCAGGUAAUUGGACUUCAUAUGUGCCCAUGCAACCUGAAGUAAUCUCACUUUGUGGUGGCUCAAUGAUAAUCUGGUUUGAAUUUUACAAAGGGGAUCCAUUUCAUGUAUAGUUUGAGAGAAAUAAAGGCUGAAAUGGUGCCGCUUGUACCAAAAUAUGCUUAUUAUUAAACAAUAAAGUUGCUUUACGAAUAA